UUCCUCUCUUUCGCUGUCGUCUUCUUCCUGACACGAUCGCCGCUCCACACGAGGACAAAAUUAAACUCCUCGCUCCUCGUCGCCUACGUUCCGACACCCCUCGCAGGCUAUCGCAGCCUUUUCCGCCUUCUAUGAGUUCAAUCUUUUCCCUCUCUCUCCCAUCCCCGAAAUGUCGCCAUUGGCUUGCCAUGGCGAGACUCCCGAGGCGGAGAACCACACUUCGCUGACCUCCGUGACGCCCCCACCACCGCCACCGCUAGAUCACACGCCUCCCAGCGACUUGGCGAUGGCUUCCUCGCCGAUCCUAUUUAACCCGAGGUGCCCCAUCCGCGGCUCCCCAGGCAUAGGCGCAGACCCCGGUCCUAGAUCGCUCCGAUAGCCCCGCGGGGUUAAGGUUAUGCCGGGCGGGCAAUAAAGGUGCCAUUUUUAUUGCUCUGUGUUGGGAACCGUCCGAGCAGUGUUGUCGCCGUCUCUUUUUUCUUCAUCUUCUUUGACUCUGAAUUGACAAAUGCCCUCCUUCUCAUUGUCUUGCCGACGCCAUUGAUCUUUCUUGGAGAUCGUCAGGAGGGAAUUUGGAAUGCUUCAAGUAGGAAAAGAAACUGUCAGCUGGGAGGGCUUCUGGUUGGUACGAAAGUUGUAAAAGAAUGACCGAGACGAGAAGGCAUUCUGUCGAUAUCCCUUUAUCUAGAACCCUUGUGGCUCUCAAGAGAGUACGAUCGUUGAGAGAUCCUGAUACGAGUUCACUGAGCAAGAUCGCUGCUUUAGUCGACAAUAUCGUUUUGGAAACCAGCUCUUGCAAUGGCGUUAUUAUUGGAUCAACCAAUGGGGGCAGCAAGCAGAGUCUUGCACAAAGAGACGACAUUCGUCAGUUGCAAGGUGCUAAAUUGGAUCCAGCGAAGCACAGCUUGUCGUAUUUCCAUCCUUUGGUUCCUGAUGCAUCUGCAACUAGAUCAGUUAAGAACGCGUGUGUUCAUGGGUCCUGUAGUGGCAAUAUGUGCAGAUCCCUAGACUCAAAGUUGAUGCCUUCUUGUACCGAUUGCCUGGAAGAAGAACUAGAUUUGGCUCACAACGACAAGUUCCAACAACUUGAAAUGAUACGCUCUUCAUCCUUAAAGCAACCUUUAUAUGGAGGAUCAUAUUGCAGCAAAGAAAUUGAUCUUAUGUGCAAUGCAGAAACUCAAUGCGCAUGUAGCGUUGGAUCUUGUAGACGUGCCUUGUGCCGUAAACCAAUUGACCCUACUACCGAAGAGUGUGAUCUUGCUUUCCUAAAAAAUGCUACGGGUGUACACAACCGCCACUGUUCUAGAGUAUCGAAAUUCGAUGGUCUAAAGCAUCCUUCUCAUGUCGAAGUUCGGGAAUUUCAGUUGAAUUCUCAAUUUGAUAAAGAAUCUGUUUUUGGUGGAAGUGUUCCAUCAGAAGAGGAAACCAUGAGCUUAAUUGAAAAAUAUAAGCCUAAAAUGUUCCAUGAGCUAGCAGGACAAAGUGAGGUAACUCAGUCUCUAUUAGAUGCCAUUUUGAGAAGAAAAAUAGCACCAAUUUACCUUUUCCAAGGUCCUAGAGGUACAGGAAAGACCUCAGCUGCUAGGAUCUUUGCAGCUGCUUUGAAUUGCCACUCCCACGAGGAACGUCGGCCUUGUGGAUCUUGCCAGGAUUGCAAACUUGUGUUCACAGGUAGGAACAGGGAUGUUGCGGAACUAAAUGCUUCAGAAACUAAUCAUCAAGAGUGGUCGAAGUUCCUUUCAGAAAGUGUUCUUGCUCCACGUUCCACGCGCUUCAAAAUUUUCAUCAUUGAUGAGUGCCAGCUUAUUGAAAGGAGUAUAUGGUCUGCCAUUUUCAAGACCAUGGAGAAGCUUUCCAAACAUGCUGUUUUUAUUAUGAUUACUUCUGAACUGGAUAAGUUGCCUUGCGUGACUCUGUCUUUGUGCCAAAGGUAUCAUUUCCUGAAAUUAAAGGAUCAUGAUAUAGUUAGCAGAUUGCAAAAAAUAUGCAUGGAAGAAGAAUUAGAAGUUGAGGAGGAGGUGCUUAUUUUUCUCGCGAAGGAAUCAAGUGGUUCCCUUCGCAAUGCAAUAGCAACACUUGAUCAGCUCGCUUUGCUGGGUAAAAGGAUAACAUCAUCUCUUGCUUUUGAUCUUAUGGGAGCCAUUUCUGAAGCUGAGUUGCUCAAGCUGCUUCAGGCAGCACUAUCUUCAGACACUUCUAGUACUGUUAAAAGGGCAAGGGAGCUUAUGAGCACUGGAAUUUGUCCGAUGAAGUUGACGUCUCAGCUAGCAAAAAUUAUUACUGAUAUUCUUUCUGGUGGAUGUGGAUCCGUCGGUUCCAAAUCCAUUGCUGGAGCCAGUAAGGAGAAACUGACCAACGCAUUGAAAAUACUGGUUGAAACUGAAAAGCAACUCAGAACUUCGAAGGAUAAAUCUACAUGGCUCACUGCAGCUCUUCUUCAGUUUAAUACAGGAGAAUCAUUUCCCCCAUCCAGAAUGAAUGAUUCUAUGGUAUCUCAAAAAUUUGCUCACUCAACAGAUGACUGUAAGUGUUUGUGCACAUCACCUAAGGAGAGUGUAGAAAGUUCUACUUUUUGCGACAAUGAGUUAUCCACUUUAGAAAAGAAUUAUGAUGAAGCAGAAAUGAAAUACAUAUGGCAUAAAACCAUUGAAAAUUGCCAAUCAAAAUCACUAAAAAGCUUCUUAUGGAAAGAGGGAAGGUUGUCAUCUAUUCUGGUGCAUGAAGGCUCGACGCUUGCCGAUGUAAUAUUUCGUGAUCCUGAUCACGCCCUUAGGGCGGAGGAAUUCCGGGAAGUGAUUGUAGCUUCUCUUGAAAGCAUUCUCAGUUGCAAUGUGGAUGUUCGAAUCAGUCUUGACCCGAUAGUUACAGUUAAGGCUUCCAGAAAGAAAUCAUUCAGAUUUUUAUGCUGUUCUAGUGCAAGGCAAAAGGCAGCAUAUUCAUCUGUAAAAGGUACAACACUUUGUGGACUACAAUUGUGUUGUCGCUUGCCCUUGGAUUACCAAAAACAGGGAAGUAACAAGGAAAUUAACAAACUUUCUUCCCCUAGGAAAAAGGAGAAGACAUGUAUCAUGGCUCUAUUAUAUUUUAAAUCAAAGAAUAGUUGAAGUUCUCUUCAGUAAGAAAGGUUGCUCCUGAAAUCAAUGGAGUUGAAAUACCUACAUUUGCUUUUUCAAUUCAAAUGAACCCAUUAAGUAUAGAGCUGAAGGAGAGAAGGUGAGUGACUAAUGAUACUUUCUAUGUUUUCUUUUGAUCCGAAUGCAUCUUUUAUUUUUUUCAAAAAAAAAUUGUAUUUUGCAUUAAACUGCCACAUUUUGGUGGAAUCUACUAUCUUGUUCUCUGAUUAAUCUGAUGUAGAUUUUGCUUGAAUCUGAAACA
This is a messenger RNA of Zingiber officinale, 3375 nucleotides long. Its product is annotated as protein STICHEL-like 2. Gene Ontology annotation, molecular function: ATP binding; DNA binding; DNA clamp loader activity. Gene Ontology annotation, biological process: DNA-templated DNA replication; DNA repair. The record is from RefSeq and is a predicted model, not a curated record. The coding region runs from base 645 to 3104 and encodes 819 amino acids. Lineage: Eukaryota; Viridiplantae; Streptophyta; Magnoliopsida; Zingiberales; Zingiberaceae. Gene Ontology annotation, cellular component: DNA polymerase III complex; DNA replication factor C complex; nucleus. The transcript has 6 exons.